CAGAACCAGCUCCUCCAGUGCCAACCCAACCAGCAACCACUACACCCAGUACUACAACAGUCCAAUCAACAACAGUUCCUACAACCCAAGAAAUAACGACUGUAGACGUAUCAACUGUUCCUGAAACUACAACCGCUCCAACAACACCCUAUAGGUCAACCACACAGCCUACAGUUGCAACAACAUCGGCAACAAUAGAGACAACGCUCCUCCCAUCUACACAAUCUAGGACAACGGAAAUGCCUACAACCAGCUUCAGCCAGACUACAGCCGAUUCCACAACAGUCGACGUGCCAUCAACUCCUCUCGCUAUGUCGACAACGCCUGUGGUUGAAACGACAGAACCAACAACAACGACAGUGCCAACUCCAACAACUGCUGCAACUACAGCGACGUCAACAACGCCUAUGGUUGAAACAUCAGCAGGGACAACGGCGGUAACAACUCCAACAAUUGCUGCGACUACAGCAACAUCAACAACGCCAAUAGUUGAAACGUCAGGGUCAGCAACAACACCAACUCCAACAACUGCUGCAACUACAGCAACAUCAACAACGCCUAUGGUAGAAACGACAGAAACAACGACAGCACCAACAUCUGCUGCCACUACAGUGUCAUCAACAACGCCUAUGGUUGAAACAACAACAGUGACAUUACCAACUCCUACAACUGUUGCAACUGCAUUAACAACGCCAAUGGUUGAAGAAACAACGACAAUACCAGUACCAACUCCAACAUCUGUUGCAACUACAGCUGCAUCAACAACACCUGUGGCAGAAACGACAGAGACAGCAAAAACAACAGCACCAACACCUGUAGUAACAACACAAAUGGCGGAAACGUCGACAAAAGUAACGACUAUGAAAACGCCUCUCCACACAACGACAGCAGAGGCUUCCACGCCGAUGAAGACAAACACACCGCCUCCAGCUAAAACCACAAAACCCGAACUGGAGAAGACAACGGAAAGUCCCUCCAAGUACACUACAGCGGGUAAAGACGGUGACCAGGCGGAACAGUCAGGUGACGGUGGAGGAGGCGGUAACACCGCGGUGUUCGCUGCUGCAGGCGCCGCAGGGGGAGUAGCGGUCCUGGUCGGAGUGGGCGUUACUGUCUUCAUAUGUAGAAGGCGCAAUUUAAGGAAUUCUGAGGCUUGCAAUGUACCGAUGCAACGACUAGAUGCGAGCAACAACCACAACACAGAUUAUCCGGGUGCUGAUGUGGAGAAUGUUGAGGUGGAGAACCCCCUCUAUGGCGCAAUGGACGAGUUCAAUGCACUGGGCAUUGCGGUGACUGACAGCACUGCAUGACAAGUUUAUCAUAUCAUCGAUCAGUACCUCUGGGACAUUCAAACACCA
Molecule: messenger RNA, 1358 nt
Organism: Branchiostoma belcheri (Belcher's lancelet)
Lineage: Eukaryota; Metazoa; Chordata; Leptocardii; Amphioxiformes; Branchiostomatidae
Product: mucin-2-like
Exons: 5
Coding region: 240-1310 (356 amino acids)
Source: RefSeq, a predicted model, not a curated record